UUGAUACACAAAAUGUUGCUAUCCUUCAAUGAUAGGUACAACUAUCCCCUCUUACUAUUUAUGUUACUACUGCCGUUACUGUACUGCUACUAUUACUACUACUACUACUACCAACUACUACUACCAACUACUACUACCACUGCUACUACUACUACAACCACUAUUACCAUUACUGCUACUACUACUGCUACUACUACUCCUACUACUACUACUGCUAUUACUACUGCUACUACUACUACCACUAUUACCAUUACUACUACUACUACUGCUACUACUACUACAACAACUACUGCUGCUAUUGUACUAGUACCAUUAUUAUAUUAUUAUAAUGAUAAUACUGUGACAUUUCUUGCGAACAAAAAAAAAGAAAGGAAAAAGAAAAAGAAAUAG
Messenger RNA from Loa loa (African eye worm), 390 nucleotides. RefSeq lists its product as hypothetical. Bases 13 to 390 code for a protein of 125 amino acids. The transcript has a single exon. NCBI's taxonomy places the organism in Eukaryota, Metazoa, Nematoda, Chromadorea, Rhabditida, Onchocercidae. The record is from RefSeq and is a predicted model, not a curated record.